CUUCACUCUACAGAGUCCAGACUGAUUGAUUGAUUAGGUAAGCUGAGCUGGGUUGGGUUGGGUUUGGGAAGGGUCUGUAUUGUACACGUACGAGUAUCUAGGGAUUCUCAUUUCCCUCAACAAAACAAAACCCGCAUCCAAACAAACCCUCAAAAUUCCCAAUCCGCAUCUCCUCCCAGUCCCAGCUUCCAAAAUGGUCUGAUUCUCCGUCUCCAUUCCUCUUCUCACCCAAUCCCCUCCUUCCACCUGUCACUCCCCCGAUCUGGUAAGUCCACCUUCCGUCUCUCUCCUUUCUUUACCUUCCAGAUCAACUGUCCUACUUCUGCAACUCUUCGAGUAAUUUGCGCUCCACUCACUAUCCGAGAUUUACUGCUUUAGUCUUCUUACUCGAGCUGAUUUGUGCUGCCUUAUCUACCAUGGAAGAUGCUGGUUCAGUUGCUACACUCAUGGAUUCUACAAGCUCCAAAAUACAGCAAUUGCAAAAAGCAUUUGCUGAGCUUGAGAAUCAUCGUGCAAUUACCCUCAACUGGAAAUGGAAACAACUUGAAGAGCAUUUUCAUGGGCUUGAGAAAUCUUUGAAGAGGCGUUUCACUGAGUUGGAAGACCAAGAAAGGGAGUUUGAAACAAAAAUAGUUCAAUCUAAAGAGAUGUUGGAGAGGCGUCAAGCUACUGUUGUGGCCAAGGAGCAGGAUUCAUUGGCGAGACUCCAGCAGAAGAGAGAUGUUGCUGUCUGUGCGAUUACUUCUGCUCUGGAGAAGCACAGGAAGUUAUCUUCUGAUGAACCUGCUUUUGAUAAUAGCAAGGACCAUGGUGGGGCACCAGAUAAGGAGGAUAAACCUCCUGAUGCUAUGGCUGCUGAGAGCAACAUAAGAGAGUUGACGGCACCUUCUGAAAUUGAGAAUGCAGCGGUGAAGUUGUAUCCAGAGCUUGUCAAGUUGUGUCAGGAGAUGGAUUCAGAAGGCCUGCACAAAUUUAUCUCAGACAACCGUAAAAACCUUGCUGUUAUGAGGGAGGAAAUUCCAAAUGCACUAAAGGCUGCAAAUGAUCCGGCCUCGCUGGUUCUGGACUCACUCAAUGGUUUCUACAGCAUGGACAUGCCUAGCUCAGAUGCCAAAAAGGACUCAAACCUCCUAGGCCUUCGUCGAAGCUGUAUCAUGCUGAUGGAAUGCCUUAGCACUUCAUUCACAAAUUUGGAUCAGGAACUCAUCUCAGGUAUGAUCUCAUCUGAUGUCAAGGAACGGGCAAAAGUUAUUGCUGAAGAGUGGAAGCCGAAGUUAGAUGAACUUGAUGUUGAUGCCAGCAGUGGGAACUCCUUAGAGGCACAUGCAUUCUUACAACUUCUAGCUACUUUUGGUAUCAAUUCUGAUUUUGACCAGGAGAGCUUAUCCAAGCUAAUACCUAUGGUUUCUCGUCGUCGCCAGACAGCUGAUCUGUGUCGUUCCCUUGGAUUGUCUGACAAAAUGCCAGGUGUCAUUGAUGUUUUGGUGAAAAAUGGGAGACAAAUUGAUGCUGUUAAUCUGGCUUUUGCAUUUGACCUGACAGAGCAGUUUUCACCUGUUAUAUUACUGAAAUCCUACCUGAGCGACGCAGCAAAAUUGUCUUCACCUAGUAAGCUGGGAAACACAUCACCUUCUGCACAGUGCGAUGUCAAUGAAAAGGAGCUUUCUGCACUUAAGGCUGUGAUUAAGUGCGUCGAGGAGCACAAGCUUGAGGAGCUUUACCGUCUGGAUGGUCUCCAAAAAAGGGUCGUGCAGCUGGAGAAGGCAAAGGCAGAUAAGAAAAGAGCCACAGAAGUUGCAAAACCUCAAUCCAAAAGGCCUCGUGCUAAUGGUGCUGGAUAUGGGCCACGAGUUGCUAAUGUUGCCGCUGACAAGAGCUUCUAUGUUGCUAGGAUGACUGAUAGGUACCCACCGUACAUCUAUGACAGACCAUACUGUUAUUCUGGACCAACUGACAACCACGUCGCCCCAGUUCUGGGUACUGCUGCUUACAGCCUCCCUCAUAGUCAUGGCAACUUCUUUGGAGCUGGAUACCAGUACCAGGUGGCUGCGUACCUGCACUAAUCAGUAGGAAAGAUGAAAUCGUUGAUCAUGAUCCUUUUAACUGUUAGUGUUAACCCUUUCUGUCUGUUGUACUGCACCACGUGAGCAAGUUUAAUAUUGGAAAAAAAAAAAAA
This is a messenger RNA of Coffea arabica (coffee), 2176 nucleotides long. RefSeq names its product FRIGIDA-like protein 3. NCBI's taxonomy places the organism in Eukaryota, Viridiplantae, Streptophyta, Magnoliopsida, Gentianales, Rubiaceae. The record is from RefSeq and is a predicted model, not a curated record.